Messenger RNA from Rhipicephalus sanguineus (brown dog tick), 515 nucleotides. RefSeq lists its product as uncharacterized. The transcript has 4 exons. The coding region runs from base 1 to 303 and encodes 100 amino acids. The record is from RefSeq and is a predicted model, not a curated record. Lineage: Eukaryota; Metazoa; Arthropoda; Arachnida; Ixodida; Ixodidae.
AUGGCUGCUCCGCGGUCAUUUUGUCUUUGUUCUUGUUCACGCAGCAGCAAACCGUGUCUGGCAGGGGGCCUGCCCUUCGUCCCCUCCUUCUUCGUCGGACGAGAGCUCGUCGGCUUCCGGGGAGGGCAGCCCCAACAACGAGUCACCGCGGCCCGUCUCGUCGCGAGCAUCCCGUUCCUACGACACGGUGAACGCGAGCCCGGCACAACAACCGAGCCCACCGCCAGGAUGGUACGGCAACCCUGGAUUCAGGUCUCCCACGCUCAGCGCCCCGGAUGUCAGAGCCAGAGGGACCGAUGGUGACGUCGCCCACUGGACGCUCGCGUCGUCUGCCGUGCCGGCCACGGGUCCUACGCGCGCCAAGACCCCGUUCCGGGUGACCUCGGCCGACAAGGUGCGCGGGCAUCAGCGACAGCAGCAGCAGCAGCAGCAUAUUCAGCUGGCUGCUGCAGGAGCCGGCGAAGCGCUGCAGAUGGAGCGUACGUGACUCUCUAAAGGAACCUUCGCACCCUCUA